GACGAAUGAGAAUGCCAAUGUGAAGAAAAAGAAUCACGAGAUCGAGUGUAAACUUUUGAAAGUUAUGAUGGCUGAAAAUAUCCAAAAGCAUGAAACUGUUGAUGUAAAAGCUAAACAUGAGUCGAGUAUUGACGUUGCGACGGAUAAUGGACAGCAACCCGGCUUCGGGCAAAUGAAGCGUAAAAAAAGCGAGAAAGAUUAUUUUAUUGUAGCCAGUCAAACGUCAACAAAGUCGCGUGAAAUGAAUUCUGAUAACUUCAAACAACAAAAAUGGAAUGAAAAUGAAAAUUCGUUACAAGGAAAGCCGUUUCUCUAUCCGGGGGAAAAAUCUGCUUUCCGUCCAACCGAAUCGUUUUUGAAGGCGGGAUCAAAAUUAGCCGGGCCCCUUCCCAGUCGAAUGAAAACAAACAAUAAAAUGAUCGCGUUGGAGCCACGGUUAGACCGCAAUAGAUCAGAUCGGAUACAGGCUAUCGCAAAAGACAGAUCAGCCUUGCGAUCCAGCAACCCCGUUUUUAGACCAGCACGAGGGUUUGGUUCACAAGAAAAGAGAGGUCCGAAUUUUCCAAAGCACGACCCCAAUAACUGCACACCACAGUAAUUCGGUUUGAAGAAGACGAUAAGUGCGUAGAAAUUUAGAGUAUGUGUUAUGUUGAGCAUCCUGUAGCAUUUUUAGUAACGCUCGAUUUUUAUAUUUUACUUAGAUAGAUAGAUAGAUAGAUAGAUAGAUGAUUUAUUUCUUAAAAACUGGCACCCAUAUUGCUGAAAUGAUUAAGAUUACGAAAAUAAGAUUACAUAUAAUACAUACAUAGAUAAAUUAACUAAAUUACAUCUUCAAUGAGUUAAAAGUUAUAAAACUAUUUCUAAAACGUUUGGUAUUAAAGUUAGUAUUGAAUGAA
Messenger RNA from Xenia sp. Carnegie-2017, 896 nucleotides. RefSeq lists its product as uncharacterized. The record is from RefSeq and is a predicted model, not a curated record. The coding region runs from base 65 to 598 and encodes 177 amino acids. The transcript is spliced from 2 exons. NCBI's taxonomy places the organism in Eukaryota, Metazoa, Cnidaria, Anthozoa, Malacalcyonacea, Xeniidae.